Messenger RNA from Austrofundulus limnaeus, 572 nucleotides. RefSeq names its product zinc finger BED domain-containing protein 1. Lineage: Eukaryota; Metazoa; Chordata; Actinopteri; Cyprinodontiformes; Rivulidae. Gene Ontology annotation, molecular function: protein dimerization activity. The record is from RefSeq and is a predicted model, not a curated record.
CAGUAUUAAAAGAAACGUGCGCAGGACACUGACUGAAAAAUGCAGCUCACCUGCAAUCCAAGUCCUUCUGAGAAAGGCCACCAUGUUGGAUCCCAGGUACCGUGGCAGCAUGGAGGACGCAGAGACAUUGGAUGAGAUCAAACAUCAGAUUGUGAGAGAGCUACUGGACUUAAAAAGGCAAGAAGAAAGUGAAGAAGAUGCAAGUGGUGACAGCUGCAUCAAAGCUGCUGAAGGAAACAAGGAAGCCAUUGCUGCAUCCACCAAGAAGAGGAGGCUGAGUGACCUCCUUCAAAACAGAAGAGCUCAUCUGACAAGUCAGGCCCAAUCUACAUUUUCAAAAAGAGUGCAGGCUGAGGAAGAGCUGAAUAAGUACCUUCAGGAAGAUGCACUUGAUGCCUCUUCUGAUCCCUUGGUGUGGUGGCAGGACAAUCAAAAAAGAUAUCCUUUGAUGGCCAACUUGGCUCAAAAAUACAUGUGCAUUUGUGCAACAAGCACCAGCUCAGAGAGAAUGUUUGGCACAGCUGGCAACAUUGCUACUCCUGAGAGAUCCUGCCUUAAACCACACAAAGUCA